This is a messenger RNA of Sipha flava (yellow sugarcane aphid), 813 nucleotides long. RefSeq lists its product as uncharacterized. The record is from RefSeq and is a predicted model, not a curated record. Lineage: Eukaryota; Metazoa; Arthropoda; Insecta; Hemiptera; Aphididae. Bases 194 to 697 code for a protein of 167 amino acids. The transcript has 5 exons.
CUGCGAGUAGAAAUUCUGCGUCAUUGCAGUGACAGUAAUAUUUGUAACUUAUGCGUAAAACGUUUAAGGUAACAUUAAAAUUGUGAAUUUUGUGUUUGGUCAAUUAUAUUUUACGAAGACAUUUAAAAAAUGAUUGGAAUUUUGUAAAUUUUCAAAAUCAUUUUUUUGACGAAUUUCCAUUUUGAUAACCGAUAUGAUAUUACCAAUGUCCGGUGGUUAUGGGUGGGUUCCAGUCGAACAUCCGAACACGUUAAUGUGGGUCCCGUGCGAUUCUGGCGACCCGUUGCCCAGGGGCGCCGUGCACGUGGGCAUGGACAAGAGCGGCGAUCGGUUGUACGCGGGUCGUGCUUUUCACGAGGGCGACUUAUUGCCGGCAAAAAUAAACCCGAGUCACUCGACGGCAUACGUGUGCUGGGGAGGCAUGGAACACGCCAUGAGCCAUUUUGAGGUUUUAUGUAACGCAAGCGUGGCGUGGCAAAGUAUUCAUGGAAACGCUAUUCCACCCAACGCUAUCGUGAUAGGUUCCACCGUGGAUGGUGAAAAACUUUACAUGGGCCGUGCUCUUCAUGACGGAACAUUAACUCCGGGAAAAAUUCAACCCAGUCAUAAUUCGCUUUAUAUACCAUACAAUGGAGAAGAAGUAGCUGUAGAUGAAUAUGAAAUCAUGGUUUUCCGGCCACCUAUGACGAUUAAUUAAUAAUUAUGAUAAAACUAUUUUUUUGCUUCUAAAAAUCGUAUUAUUUUAGAAGUUAUUUCGAAUUGUAUAAUCGCUUGAUGGCUUAAUCAAUAUAUUAUUUACAUGGAAUUUUUAAA